AUGGAUCCAAAUAAACUUUAUAAAGGAAUUACAGAUUGUUUUAAAAGGCUUUACCAUGAGCAAGAAUUUUUAUCAUUUUGAGUGGAAAUCUUGCAAAUGUUCUGAGGUAUUUCCCUUAAUUUUGCAAUUAAAGACUUUUUAAUAAACACUUUAAAAAAUAUGGCAAAAAAGAAAAAUUUUGGAAGUUUAUCAUCGCUAAUAUACAGUCUGGAGGGUUUGCUGGGACUGCUUCAUUAUUUAUAG
Molecule: messenger RNA, 243 nt
Organism: Blepharisma stoltei
Lineage: Eukaryota; Ciliophora; Heterotrichea; Heterotrichida; Blepharismidae
Source: the annotation of a GenBank genome assembly